Anisakis simplex (herring worm) is the source of this 1434-nucleotide messenger RNA. The record is from the annotation of a GenBank genome assembly. NCBI's taxonomy places the organism in Eukaryota, Metazoa, Nematoda, Chromadorea, Rhabditida, Anisakidae.
AUGAGUCAUAAGCGUAAGAACCAAAAAGUAUUUUUUGCGAAUAGCUCAUCGUCAGAAAUAGAGACGAAUGCUGGUUUUGUGACAAGAAUCAACCAGAAAGGAUUGGAUUUGAUGGCAGAUUUUUUGAGUGAACGAGUUGGCAGGAUUAUGAAUCACGGCGAAGUUUUUUUCAAUUACUCAGGACAACUCUCUGAGCAAGGAUCCGAUUUCUCGACGUCUAUUGAGACCAUCUUCAACGUGCUCAGUAGUGGGGUUGAAAUUUUUGGCAAUUCAGUUUUGAAUGUUGACAGGGCUGUGAUAAAAAUCCAUCUGACAACAGCCAUAAAUGAAGAUGGACAUUUAAAAACGGAUUUAUUCGAAUGCUUUGUUGAUCCAGAAUCGGUAAAGAUGAAUUUUAGUGAAACCGAUUCAAUCGUGUUGACUAAUUAUAUCGAUUAUAUCAAUGAUUAUGCACGCUCUCAAAUUCAGGAGAUUCUUUGUUCAACUUUCGACACGCAUCUCGUACCAGUUAUAUCGAAUCGUCUUAUGAAUACACCAAUGAGCGCUGCACUUUUUGAUCAGUAUUUUCUUAACUAUGCUCUUCUAGAAACACCGCGAUACACGAACAAUUUCGUCGAAUUGAAGCAUCGUGGCAAUUCGUUUGGUAUUCUAAGGCAGGGUCGCAAUCGACUGAAUGAUUUUCGACUACCAUUUCGGCCUGUAUCAUUCCCGGUACCAUCCAAAUCACAUGGAAUGGUUGACUUUUACAUGUCAAAUUAUACGUUGUCAAGUUUAUUGUAUUGGAUGGAUCAAUACAAACAAUUUAAUUAUGAAAUUAGUAAAAAAUCGAUUAACAGUUCCACGAUAGUUGGUUAUUUGAAGAGUGAAUGUGGAAGCGCAGAGGUUUGUGCCGGAACUCUUUUCCCAGCAUUAGCUGCGAAAUAUCCGAACGGAAUUGUGCAAAUACGAACGCAUACUAUCACAUAUCCACGUGUAAGAUUAGAUGAAGGCAAAGCUUUUAUCACAAUGGAUAGUCGUGUAGAGGCUUCAGUUCAGCAACCGAAUCGAAUUGAACGCUUCCUAACAGCGAGUAUGUCAGUGGAAAUGAACCUGAAGAAGGUGACGUUCAAUGAUUACACACUCAAAGGAGAGAUGAGAAUUAAUAAAUUUCGUAUUUUCGAUGUUAACAGUAUGGUUGAUGGCAUUGAUGCAACAAGUCUUGAAUUCCUUGUCAGUGCUCUUAACGAACUUGUCAUCGGCGAUCAAAUAGCUAAGCGAUUACAGCGUGGUGUAAAGUUUCCGAUAAUAUUCGACUUUACUCAACGCUCGUCAGAAGUCACAUUCGAGAGGAAUAGGAUACGAAUAUCGGUUGAUUAUUGUUUCGAUGCAAAUUGCAACGACAUUGCUGAGAAUCAGGAUAACAUUGAUUACUAUGACAAUAUACAAUCACUGUAA